Girardinichthys multiradiatus is the source of this 6648-nucleotide messenger RNA. It is a transcript of the gene pde4d, whose product is annotated as phosphodiesterase 4D, cAMP-specific. The record is from RefSeq and is a predicted model, not a curated record. The coding region runs from base 651 to 2981 and encodes 776 amino acids. NCBI's taxonomy places the organism in Eukaryota, Metazoa, Chordata, Actinopteri, Cyprinodontiformes, Goodeidae. Gene Ontology annotation, cellular component: cytosol; perinuclear region of cytoplasm; nucleus. The transcript has 15 exons. Gene Ontology annotation, molecular function: 3',5'-cyclic-AMP phosphodiesterase activity. Gene Ontology annotation, biological process: signal transduction.
UGAACGGACCAGAACUCUGCUGACCUAACUGGACUAGACCAUACUGGGCUGUGCUUUUUUUCCCUUUCUUUUUUUUAAUUUUUGGUUAAUCCACAUGUGUGACUAUUGAAUUUUGCCAGGGAGAUCUGGGCUCAAAUCGACUGAAUUUGCAAAGUUAAACUCUUUCUGGGCUUCAUGUUACCGGACUGGGAGGAGUUCUCCUGCAGGUCUGGAGGAUAGAGAGCUGGAAUGGAAUUCCCUGCCUUUUCCUAUCCUGCCCUCCCUCUCGCCUUUUUUCAUCCUGCCUUCAUCUUCUCUCUUACACUUUCACCGCAGACAUCCAGUAUUGAGCAGACAAAGGCAGCUGGCUUCUGUGCUUCUUUUUUUUUCAUGGGGAAUAAGGGAGGAGAGGGAGCUCCCCUUCUGUUUUAAUUCAUCUGUGUUUGCAAAAAGGAAGAUGCCAGUGUGACAAAUUACCUGCAGAUUUUUUUUUUCAGAGAGAAGACUUUGGAUUAUUAUUAUAUUAUUUUCAGCUUCUAAACUGACUUUUUCUUAAGAAAUGUACACCUCUAGUACUUAAAUUACUUUAUUUUUGACAUUUUUCUCAACGGCCCUCACGUCCUAUUCAAAUUGCUGCUGGUGGAGCCCGUGGUGGUGAAGCCGGGGUAGGCAUGGCGCAGCAGGGAGGCACGGGGGUGGCCCACCAGGACACCCUGGCUGUGCCUCCAAUGCCGAAACACUCCGGCCUGAACGAAGACCUGGUGAAGAUCCUGCGGGAGAACCUGCUGCAGCCAGAUAGGCCGCGGGUACACCGGCGGUCGCCAUCCUCCAUCUCCCCACGCCUCUCUCCUCGCAACUCCCCGCGACUGCUCCGACGCAUGUUGCUCAACAACAACAUCCACAAACAGAGGCGCUUCACUGUUGCACACACAUGUUUCGAUGUGGACAAUGGUACGUCAUCAGGUCGAAGCCCCCUGGACCCAAUGGCCAGCCCUGGCUCAGGCCUCAUCCUGCAGGCCAACUUUGUCCACAGCCAGCGAAGAGAGUCGUUCCUCUACCGCUCUGACAGUGACUACGACCUCUCCCCCAAGUCCAUGUCCCGAAACUCCUCCAUUGCCAGUGACAUUCAUGGUGACGAUAUGAUUGUAACGCCAUUUGCACAGGUUCUUGCAAGCUUGAGAACUGUACGGAACAACUUUGGUGCAUUAACUAAUCUACAGCAAGAUAGAGCAUCUAAUAAGAGAUCACCCAUGUGUAACCAACCCCCCAUUACCAAGACCACCUUUACAGAGGAGGCCUACCAGAAACUGGCCACCGAGACGCUGGAGGAGUUGGACUGGUGCCUGGACCAGCUGGAGACGCUACAGACAAGACAUUCGGUCAGCGAGAUGGCCUCGAACAAGUUUAAAAGGAUGUUGAAUCGGGAGUUGACUCACCUGUCAGAGAUGAGCCGCUCUGGGAACCAAGUGUCUGAGUUCAUCUCCAGCACGUUUCUCGACAAGCAACAUGAGGUAGAGAUGCCGUCACCACAGACGCAAAAGGAGAAGGAGAAGAACAAGCCCAUGUCUCAGAUAAGCGGAGUGAAAAAGCUGCAACACUCCUCCAGCCUCACAAACUCAAACAUCCCUCGCUUCGGCGUCAAAACGGAGACCGAGGAUGAGUUGGCGACGGAGCUGGAACAUGUGAAUAAAUGGGGCCUUAAUGUUUUUAAAAUCUCAGAAUUCUCUGGGAAUCGGCCACUGACAGUCAUGAUGUACACAAUAUUUCAGGAGAGAGACUUGUUAAAAACGUUCAAGAUUCCACUCGACACCUUUAUAACAUACCUGAUGACCUUAGAAGACCAUUAUCAUGCCGAUGUGGCCUACCAUAACAACAUCCAUGCUGCUGACGUCACCCAGUCAACUCACGUGCUGCUAUCUACCCCUGCCCUUGAGGCUGUGUUCACAGACCUUGAGAUCCUCGCUGCCAUCUUUGCCAGUGCAAUUCACGACGUGGACCAUCCCGGAGUCUCAAACCAGUUCCUCAUCAACACCAAUUCAGAGCUAGCCUUGAUGUACAACGACUCAUCAGUGUUGGAGAACCACCACUUAGCAGUUGGUUUCAAGCUACUGCAAGAGGAGAACUGUGACAUCUUCCAAAACUUGACCAAAAAACAGCGACAAUCACUGCGAAAGAUGGUCAUUGACAUCGUGCUAGCAACAGACAUGUCCAAACACAUGAAUUUGCUGGCGGACUUGAAGACGAUGGUUGAAACAAAGAAAGUGACCAGCUCCGGUGUGUUGCUGCUGGACAACUACUCUGACAGGAUACAGGUUCUCCAGAACAUGGUCCACUGUGCAGACCUGAGCAACCCCACCAAGCCUCUCCUGCUUUACCGACAGUGGACGGACCGCAUCAUGGAGGAAUUCUUCAGCCAAGGGGACAGAGAAAGAGAGAGGGGGAUGGAGAUCAGCCCCAUGUGUGACAAACACAACGCCUCUGUAGAAAAGAACCAGGUUGGGUUCAUAGACUAUAUCGUCCACCCCCUGUGGGAGACGUGGGCCGACCUUGUCCAUCCGGACGCACAAGACAUCUUGGACACGUUGGAGGACAACAGAGAGUGGUACCAAAGCACUAUCCCCCAAAGUCCAUCUCCGACUUUAGAUGAGCCGGAGGACGGCACUCGACCUCCUGGGGUGGACAAGUUUCAGUUUGAGCUGACCCUGGAGGAGGACGGGGAGUCAGAUACUGAAAAGGAUAGUGGCAGCCAGCCAGAGGAGGAGGAGGAGGAAGAAGAGGAAGAAGAGGAGGAGGAAAACAGCUGUACUGACUCAAAAACACUCUGCACACAGGACUCUGAAUCGACAGAGAUACCUUUGGACGAACAAGUGGGGGAGGAUGAUGAUGACGACGAUGAGGAGGGGGAUGCAGAAGAGGAGGGGGAAACACCCUGCUCAGAAGCAUGUGAUGCAGACAAAGAGGCAGCAGAGAAGGAAGAGGAGGAGAAAUCCCCUGAUACAUAGCAGUUAUGAACAGCCUCUGAUUAACUGUUCCUCUUAGUAAUGACAGAUUAUAAUUUAUAGAAUAUUUUUUGAGUUUUGUGAAAUCUGUUUUUUAUACGUCUGUGUUUCCAAAGCGUGUGCUGCUCCCCACCCCAAGUUACUCUUCUCGUCGGCUUUAUUUAGACAUGCCCAUUGGUACUACUUCAAGUUUUUUUGCACUCAGGUAAAAUUCCCUUUCAUUCCCAUGACUUAAGAUGCGGACGGUCAUACAUCACAUCUGUUUCCUUCUUUCUGCUUUCGUCUCAGCCUUGCCUAAAAGUUCGCCUGUGUCUUUAUGUUUUACGAAGUGCCAAUAACUCCAAAGAGUCGGUUAUUGGUAGGAGUCUCCCUUUUAUUUUUAUAUAUUUUCUCGAGGGUAGGUCAUUUUCGCCCUCUUCCACGAUAAACUAGAAAGCAUGUUUUGUUUAAAACCUUACGGGUUGCUGCAGCACAUUUGGGAGCUUUUUAAACCACAUUUACGAUGCGAAAGUCUUCCUCCAUAACCUGACUUACUAAAAGCUAAAAUCUGGACCACCAUGUAGUCAUUUUUUUGGUGUUGUAUGAAAGAUUCCGAUGUUUUCUAUAAUUUAAUUUUGCAAUCAGAGACGUGCAGGAACCUCGCAGAAACGUAGAGGGAGAAAUGUGUCAGAUGUUGAGCAUUUUGAAGGCUGUUCAGAGCUGUUUGCACUUGCUCCAACAGCAUUUACACUCCUAUACCACUAUACUUCUGUUCCAUUAGUUCUAUGUCUUAAAACCUGUAUUUUCUUUCUAACAACUUUUAUUUUAGAGAGAAUUUUCUCUGAGAAGGAAGCAGAAACCUGAGUUCUUAUGCUUUGCUUCUCAUGGGAAUCGUUCAAAACCCGAAGUAAGCCCUUAGCUGUUUUUCUUAUUGUUGCCUGUAGUUCUUUUGAACACAUCCUAAAACAAUGCAAUGCUUUGUAGUUAAUACAAAAAGCACCUUUUUUAGAGGUUUGACUAGUGCUCCAAGUGUUUAGAAAUAGUAAUGGUGAUGAGAAUGACUAGGGUGGUUUUAUAACAAAGUUAAGAAAACUUAGUUUUAUUUUCGUAGUUGUUUGGUUUAUACAUCAGUAGCUGCUGCUUAUCUUCAGCCACCUAUGAUUAAUUUUGCAUCAGAUUAUUGCCAUUAACUCGACUAUACUGUCUUUGUUUUCAACAAGACAAUCAGCUCCAAAGCAGAGUUUCCAGAAUAAUACUAUUCUCUACAGUUAUACAGGUGCAUCUCAGUAAAUUAAUACAUUGCUGAAAAGUACAUUUAUUUCAGCAAUUCAAUUCAAAAAGUGAAACACACAGAGUAAUAUAUUUCUUGUAUAUAUUUCAGUUUUGUUGAUUAUAGCUGACAGCUAAUGGAAAUCUAAGAUCAGAUCAUAUUGCAUUAGAUAAAUAAAAACAGGAUAAGUCAUACACAAACGUUAUCUUAUGUUUACACACUCAUGGGAAAGGCUGCUACCAUGACACCUCCAUUAGGAUGGUAAGCCACAAAAAGUCAUUGCUAGAGAAGCUGGCUGAUCACAGAGGGAUGUAGGUAAGAAUGGUGAUGGAAAGUUGAGUGGAAGGAAAAAUUGGUAGAAAAAGGUGUGCUAGUUAUUUGAUAAACGUUUUGAGAAGUUUGGAUUUUAAAUAUCUAUUAGCCAUCAUCAGCACAAUUAACUGAAAUAAACGUUUUUAUUAUCUCACUAAUUGCGUAAUAAUUCAAAAUGAGUUUUUUACUUUUUUAACUCAAAUUACUGAAAUAGACAAGAUUUUUUAAUGAUACUCUAAUUUACUGAGAUGCACUUGCAUUCAAAUGCACUAAUGCAUUUGCAUACCACCUCUUUAAUAUUUUAGACACAUUCAAACACUGAUUUGUGAUUGAACGCAGGCUUACAACAUCCUUGUCUACUCUUUUCCAUGUUUCUAAAAAUUUAUUUAAUCUCUCUAACCUGAUGCUGUUAUUUAUUGGUAAAUAUUUUUCUAGUUGUUGGGUUUGUUUUGAAAUAUAAAGGUGGUACAGUCGAUAUUUCACUGUAGCAUAGAUAGAACACAAGCUUGCCAGUUAUUACACCCAAAUACAAAUUUUUUGUUUCCCCUUGUACAGAAAAUAUUUUGGAAAUUAUUAACUAAAGUAAGGAAAAAAAACAAAAAAAAAAACCACUUGAAAUACUGCACACUGCUUCUUCAAAGAAGUCUUGUUUUACUUAUAUGCCAUUUGAAAAAAAAUAUUUCACUUUUUAUUUUGUGCCAAUAUUUUAUUUUAUUUUAUUUUAUUCUUUUCAUUUUCACCCAAUGCCCUUACCUGUAAUCAAAAUUUCUGGUUUAUUGCUGUUUACAAACAUAUUUAUUGUGCUGUAUAUAAUAUAUAAUUCUUAAUGUUAUUACUAUCAAAAUGCAGUUUGCUGUAAAUGGUUGAUUUUUAUCAUCCCUUUUGGUGAUAGCGUGGCUGUAUUAUGUACCUCUUGUUGAGAGAAUGUUUAUUACCACAUGAGCUUCAGUGUAAAACACAAAAAGGAAAAAGAAAACGCUCCAUUGACUCGUCGCUCGCCUGAGAACAAGCUCAGAGAGGAGAGGAAGAGAGAAAAUAAGUGGGAGGGGAUAGCCAAAUAGUUUUUUUUUUAAAGAAGCUGUUCCUUGGCCCAUGGGCUGUGCCUUAAAUUUAAAACAUCAUUUACUUUUUAGCCUUUUUUUUUUUUUGUAAAUUAUCUAGUUCUCCUUUGCUGCAUUUGGUGAAUUUCUUGGCUUUGGUUGGCCUGAUGACUUGUGGAGAAAUGUUGCCUUUUUUCAUUAGUCACAGUUAGGAGCAGAUGUUUGUUGAGGUGUUCGGAUUCACCACAAGUCAUACAUUCACUACAUGAGUGAUUGUGGCCUGCAGCUGGAUGUCAAAGACUCGUAUUUUGCUGUAGGCCUGGUCUAUACGGCUCACACUAUCCUGAAGCUCCACCUCUACACUUAACGACGUGAGUCAAGCUGUGUAAUGAGGAAAUGUAUUGUCUGAUUUCUGAUUGGAUCACAGCUUAAUCUUUAACAAAACACUGAAUGGGGCGCAACUGCGGUGUGUAGUUGGUGCUUGACAAUGGCAAAACGAAGCACAGAGGCUUUGGAACACAUCUGCACGUUCAGCCACUGCUGCAAAAAUUCUGGCUGAAACACUUGACGGCGUGUUGCUCAUCCAUGCUCGGCCCACACUCACGUUACCUGCAAUAUCCAGAACCACUGACAUGUUUCUGGGGGUCGGUCAUAUUUCUGUACUGAAGAGAGUGGGGGGACUGCAUCAUUGUCCUGAAAGCAGGACUCUUAUUUUGACACACAUACUGUAGAUUUUAAACAGCCCUGGACCAAUGGAAAUAGUGGGUUCUUUUCUCAUUAUGUGUUCUAUUUUUUUAUGGUGUGCAAGGAAAACACAAACUGUAACUUCAGAAAACAAAAAAUGGUCUUCAGGACAAUUAUUUUUUUGGGUUAUGUCUUUAGAAUGCCAACUUGUCUGGACGUUUCACAGGACAAUUAAAAUGUUAUUUUGAUGGAUUCCUUGUUAAUCGCAGUCUAUUGGAUAGCACUGUAGAUCAUACAACUUUAUCUACAAAACAAACAAAAAGAAUGAAAAAAGUUUUUAUAUGCAAUGGAAUAAAUAAAAGCAUGGGUUGAUUCUGCCUACCUA